CCCUUUGCAGUGGGCACAAUCGGAACCGUCCAAAGCCUCAUACUUGGUCGUUCAUUAACUGACCUCUGAUGAUUUGAGAAUUAAUUUUAUUCGCCUGUAAAAAAUUGACGGCAGAAAAAGCGGAAGCGAGAGGCGGCCCUGAAGCUCGAUGCCCAGACCUCAACAACAGUACCAUCUUUUCAAAAAAAUUAUGCCCCCUUUGGGCUUUUCUAUCUUCCGAUUCUCAGCGUGUUUGGACACGAUUUUCACCUGGAUUAUCUCAACACCUCAAAUUAAAAGGGUUUGUUUAUCAGAUAAAGACAAUCUUUUCACGAGUCAUCAAUAGGGGAUAGGGAUUUGGGUUCUGGAGCAGUGCAAAGAACCGUAUUUAAUAGUUUUGUAUAGCUUUUGGGAAUUACGCUGUAUGCCCAAAGCUACUUAGUUCAAGACAAAAGAGGUAACCCACUUACAGUAAGGUUUGGGCAGGGGCAUACAGACCUUUAAUUUCAUCAGUGAGCGUGCAGCAAGGUUCCCACUGGACUGAUUGUACUCUCGGAUAAGACUAUGGCUGAGAGAGGAGCAAUUGUUGUUCGGCCCAUUUGGAUGAAACAGGCAGAGGAAGCCAGGGUGAAGGAUGAAGAACAAAAAGCUGCAGCAGCCCGGGCUGCCUUUGAUGCUACAUUCAAGGACGUUCUUAAAUCUGGCAACAAAGAAAAUGAUUUGACUGAUAGUGAACCUGACGAGUCUGAUAGGAUGGCCAGCAAACCAGUUGGACCUAUUGAUCCUUCAAAAUGUGUAGCUGCUGGAACUGGGAUUGGCGGUGGAGCUGCGUGUACUGCUGCAUCAUUUGUUGUUGUUACUAAGGAUUCCGAUGGAAGGAAAAUGCCCUAUGGUGGUGCCCAAAUUCGUGUUAAAAUUAAACCUGGCCUCGGAGUUGUAGGCAAUGAACACGAAGCAAUGGUUAAAGAUAAUGCGGAUGGGACAUAUGCAGCGACUUAUAUUGUUGGGAAAAGGGGCAAUUAUAUGGUACAUGUUGAGUGUAAUGGUCGACCAAUUAUGGGCAGCCCUUUCCCAGUUUUCUUCAGUUCAGGCAGCCUUGCAAAUGGUAGUUCGUUUAAUGUGUCUGGAAACACAUUGAAUUCUUCUUAUCCGAUUCAAAGCAUGCCUAAUUAUCCAGGGACAACCUCAGGAUCAUUCUCAGGCAUGCUUGGGAUGAUUUCUGGUAUUCUUCCAGGUGCGUCUGGUGGAGCUGUCCUGCCUGGCUUGGGAGCAUCAUUUGGGGAAGUUUGUCGAGAUUAUCUUAAUGGGCAGUGUGGGAGAAAUGAUUGCAAAUUUAAUCACCCCCCCUACAAUCAAUUGAUUGCUGCUUUGGCUGCAGGAAGCACCAUGGGAGGCCUAAGCCAGAUGCCUAUGGCACCUUCUGCAGCUGCCAUGGCAGCUGCACAGACUAUUGUUGCUGCACAAGCACUUCAAGCUCAUGCUGCCCAAGCUCAAGCUCAGGCUCAGUCUGCAAUGGAAUUGGCUGGUGGCAAUCCUGCACAAAAAGACCAAGAUUACAGUGACGUUAUUUCAAGAACUGUUGAAGUCAGCAAUCUUGGUCAACUUCUAACAUCAGAACAAGUACAGGAACUCUUCGGUUGCUGUGGAACUGUUACUAACUGUGAUAUAGACGAUUCAAAACAAUUGGCAUAUAUAGAAUACUCCAAACCAGAUGAAGCCAGAGCUGCUUUAGCACUAAACAACCUGGAAGUUAGUAACAGGUCGUUGGGUGUUGAAAUGGCCAAAUCUCUUCCUUUGAAGAAGCUGACUGCAAAUUCUUCUCAGCAUCUACCUUUGCCUCUGAUGAUGCAACAAGCAGUUGCAAUGCAGCAGUUGCAGUUUCAGCAGGCAUUGGUUAUGCAGCAGUCAAUGGCUUCCCAGCAGGCUGCCAGCCGGGCUGCAUCAAUGAAGUCUGCUACUGAGAUGGCUUCUGCAAGGGCUGCUGAAAUUAGUAAGUGUUUGAAAAUAGAUGGAGAUGGCAAUGAUGAUAAGACCCCAAAUCAAAAAUCAAGUUCUCCAUCUAAAACACAUGCAAAAUCUCCGUCUAGAUCAAGAUCACCAAUAAGGUAUCAGCGGGAUCGGCAUUCUAGAUCUCGCUCUCCUAUGAUUCGUUAUCAGCGAGACCGUCAUUCCAGAUCACCAUUAAGACCUCGCCAUCGUAACAGAAGUCGUAGUGUGGAUCAGACCUGUCAUUACAGAGAUGGUAGAGAUAAUUACCAAAAGUAUCAUGGCAGACGGGACAGGGGAAGACCACGAGAUCGGUACACUCGAAAUGUGUGGAGGAGGAGUAGGAGCCAAAGUAGGACCAGGAAAUCACCUCAGGCUCAGUCCAACCCACCUAGGCAUUAUAAGGAAAAGAGGGGAUCUCCUAAAUUGCCUAAAGAAGAGCAUAAAUCUGCUUAUCGCUCUAGGAGAUCAAGAUCCAUGUCCAAGGAGCCAAAGCGAGAUUUUAAGGAUAAUGAAGACAUUUCAAAGCAUCAUGGGGCAUAUUCAGGAAAACCAGAAAAUAAGGUUGAGAAGUCCUUGGCAAAGCUUGCUGAUAGUGAUGUACACCAGGAUUCAGAAGUCAAGAAAGAUAAGUCAAGUAAGGACCUCACCAAACAAGAUAGUAGGAGGAAAAAUCUAACAAAAGCCGAUGAAGGAAUGAGCAAAGACAAUGACAAACACAUGGAUGGGAGGAAGAAGUCCAGAUUGGCAGUUAAUGACAACUAUACUAACAAUAUGAGAGUGUGCACAAGAUCCAAUGACAUACUGAAGGGUAGGAAGUCAGUUUAUGACAGUGAAGGGGACACUAAAGAGAAGAAACAGCACACAAAGGAAAGAAUAAUGGAUGAUGAUGAUGACUUUACUAAAUGGAAAUUGCAUAGAAAGGAAAAGAGGACAUUUAUUGCAGACUAUGAACUGGAAGAAAGCAAAUUACAAAAGAGGGAAAAGAAGGCACUGGAUGAUAACUAUGAGUCAAAAGAAAAGAAGCAUCGGAGAAAGGGAAAUGAAUUAGGAUCUGAGUUAUUUGAUGCAUCAAAACAAUAUAAAAAUCACGGUUUGAAAGAGGAAGAUGAAAACAUUGAUAAAAGGAUGAAAAAAAAUAAACACAGGCAAAGAUCCCCUUCUGAUUCAUCGAAAGAUUCUCUAUUGGAGUAUGUUGACAGAGACACUAGCUCAUGGAAAAAAAUCUCCUGUAGAGAAGACCGAAGACUUUUUAUGUCUGUUUCUCCCAGCCAUUUGAGGACUGAUAAGGAAGGCUAGCUAGAAUUCCGACCUUUUUGGGUAUCUGCAAACUCGGUGUAGAACUGGAUUUACUGAUGUGCAUACUGCAGAAGCUCCUUGAUAGGGUGAUUCAUUUGCAUGAAAGCAUCCUAGGGAUUGGGUUUGAUUGGGGCUGAGGUUUCCUAUUUCGCAAUUUUUUGGACAAAUACAAAAGGCCGUAAAGCAUUCUUGCCUGCUACCUCCCAUAAAUAUAUUAUAUUAUUAUUAUUAUCGGCCAACUGGUAUUUUUGCUCAAGUGAUUAAUUUGUUUGCUUCCUUUCAAGAAUUUAUGAUUUUCUUCCCAGUGCCGAUUUCUAGCUUUAAGGUUUCUGCUCUUGAUAAAAUAUACUGUUAUUUUUCAAAAAUUAGUUGCUCUUUUUGUUUGAAGUGGCAGGGAUAGAACAGUUAAGAAUAACUGCAGAAUGUCCAUGUUUGUAUCUGACCUUGAUUGCCAUUGACAGAUUAUAACUUUAUGAAGAAGGUUUCAAGUAAGAAGAUGUGGAUGUAAAGUUUCUGUAUGUUUUCCCAGUCUCAGAUCCACAGGGAUGGAAAGGAAGUGUACAUAUCUGGAACUGUUAGCAUUUAAAGCGUAAUUGUUGUAAUACUAUUUUUAGCAAAUCAGUCAUGUUGUGUUAAAAUAUAAUAGAUGUUAUGGGAAAAUGGUUCCCUUACUCUGCCUGUGCAGGUGGUUUUGAAACAGUAGGGACUGGAGCAAGGAAAAUCCAAAAGCUAAUAUUGUUCGAAUGAAAUGGCCUCUUUCAAAUUUUAUAUGAAUUUUGACGAAUCCAUUAUAGAAAAGCAAUAUUUUGUCUCCUAGGCAAAUACAUUUUUACAGUGGAAAUUAAAGUUUAGAGUGAAUGACGAAGAUAUUUUAUGUACAAUUUUUUUGAAGACUAAAUUUAUAUGUUAGUUUGGCA
Cryptomeria japonica (Japanese cedar) is the source of this 4181-nucleotide messenger RNA. RefSeq lists its product as uncharacterized. Lineage: Eukaryota; Viridiplantae; Streptophyta; Pinopsida; Cupressales; Cupressaceae. Gene Ontology annotation, molecular function: protein binding; RNA binding; metal ion binding. The transcript is spliced from 6 exons. The record is from RefSeq and is a predicted model, not a curated record. The coding region runs from base 544 to 3264 and encodes 906 amino acids.